UUCUAUUCGUCUAGUACCAGGAUCUGAGCAUGUGUUGGCAUGCUGUGUUCCCAUAAGUCACAAGUCCUUGUUCUGGCUAAUAUUCUAAAACCAAACAUCCAUCAAUCAAGCCCUCAACAAUGAACUUCGCUACCAACUCAAGUACCGAUCCCCCUUCUUGGAUGGCACUGUCACCAGCCCAGAAUAUCACCCAGUAAUGCUGACGCGAACAGAGUAAAACAAGGCAGAUGUCUAGAAUAAACACCUCAUUGAGACCGAAACAUCCACACCUCCUGGUGCUAAAUUUACACGUUUCCAUUAACUCUUCCAAGUACUUUUUUAAAGAGUGCAAAGACAAAGCCAAUAAUGUAGGCAAUACUAGUUACUCUGAAGGUACUAUUCAUGCAAAGUUUUACUCUGUAAAAUACAUAUAAUUCAGUGCACUUAUUGUAUUUUGAUAAAACAUAAACAAUGUUAGAAUAACGUGUUCCCCAACUGCAGUCUGUACACAGCACACAUUCUAUUUAUAAAUGAAUGCAAAGUGGCAUCUCAUAGAGCGUGUACUAAUCUCUUCAGACACACCAAACCAAGCAUCCAUGACUGGUGCCAAGAAUGGCUUUCCAUUAUAUUUUAUAGAUUACGUUUGUUUAAAAAUAUGUAUCAUUAGCAUUUUCCUUUAAUUGCUAUCCGUCUUUGGAGCAACAUUCCCAAUUAUCGUGAACAGAUAGACAUGCGAACGCGGGAUGGAUGUUGCUGUACGCUCUCUUAAAGUGACAGUGAACAUUUGGUUGAUCCGUUCCACAAAGAAAGCGCCCAUUACGAUGUGGAGAGCAUGACAACCAUGUGAUGCGAGGGGCUUAUAAGAGGCGCGCCACUCAACGAGACCGCCGCUGCUGCUACAUCGCUCGCUGCAAAGGGACUUUUGCCAGGGAAUAGUAAAUACCGUCGAAACGGCAAAUGUGAAGAGAAUGCAACUCAAAGUUAAGGGAAUUAAAUUAGAUAGCUGUUAACAGACCGUGCUGCACAUUUUGUUAUCGUUAUUGUUGUUUUUUUGUUGCACAGUCCAUACGGUAACGGUUAAUUAUCCAAAAAGCGCCGUUUUGCUCCGGGGUGGAGGUGAAGUCGGUUGUGUACAAAGCAAAGGAGGGGGACACAUGGCUUCCCCGAGGCUGGAAACUUUCUGCUGCCCCAACCGCGACCCGGCCACAUCGGCGAUGCUAUCCUUCACGCCGCUUGGCUUCAACGCCGUGUGCCUGACGAGCGCCGCCGUCAGCCUCGUGGGCUCCCUCAUGCAGCUGCUGCCCAGGGUCCACAAGGCGCGUGGUGGCAGGGGCGGCCGGGGUGGCCCCCCACUGCCGCGAGAGGAGCUCAGCCCCGGCGCGUACCGAGAUGCCGGGGGUGCGGGUGGCCCCCACGCGUCGCCCCACGUGUCCACCGCCCGCACCGCGCGCCUCUCCGCCUCCACGCACAUCGUGCGCAUGCUGGCCCUGUGCGACACCAUGGGCUGCCUCGGCAUCAUUGUCCGUUCAUCCGUGUGGGUGUCCUCACCAUCAUUCGUCGCUGGGAUGUCCACAGUGAAUGCCACUUACGUGUGGCCCAGCGUCUUCUGUGCUUCCACCGCAAUUUGGAUACAGCUAUUUUAUUCAGCCAACUUCCUCUGGGCUUUUUGCUUUGCUGCUGAUGCCUAUUUGGUAGCAAAGAGAGCUGCAGGUUCCAGCACUAUGACCCUGUACCAUAUUAUUGCCUGGGGUCUCGCCUGCCUGCUGUGUGUGGAAGGGGUGGUCACUCUCUACUACCCGAGCAUCUUCAUGUGCGAACAGAGCAUAGAGCAUGCCAUACCACACUACAUCUGCACCUACAUCCCAAUGUUCAUGGGUUUUUUUGUCAACCCAAUCCUCUUCUCCCGGACAGUGACUACAGUCUCAUCAUUACUGAAAGGAAGACAUGGCAUUUACACUGAAAAUGAGCGGAGGCUGGAGUGUCAACUGCGAACUCACUUCUUUAAAAUAAUGCUGGUCUUUUUCAUCUGUUGGAUUCCGAACAUUAUAAAUGAAGCACUGCUGUUUGUGCAGGAACUCUCGCUUGGUCUCAGUGAGAAAGCCAAUAGAGACAUCAAGAACACUGUCUUCAUCACAUGGUACAUGAUGGGCAUCUUAAAUCCUUUGCAAGGCUUCCUCAACUCGCUGGCGUACCAGGGCUGGAAGGGCUGUAGCGUCCGCGGGCCACGGGCCGCCUUGCGCACCCCGUCGUGGGGCUCGGUGACGGGUGACAUGGGCACUGAUGACAAUUGGAUCGGCAGCCCCGCAUCCUCGCCCAACGGCUAUGGGCAGAUGAUCCGGGAGUCGAGCAGCGAGGAUGGCAUCGGCAAGGAGGAGACGCUGAGCGGCUCCCAAACAAUAAACACCCUGGGCAGCCUCAGCUGCAAAGGCUCGGAGGACAGCCUCGUAGAGCUGGAUGCCGAAACUGUGCACUUCGAGGGCACUGCAGACCCGCAAGAUGGUUACGACAAUGGUGUCUCAGAGGCCAGCGGGACACCUACAUGGAGAGCAUCCAUUUCUAGCUCGCAUUAAAACGUUGAGGGGUGCGGGAGGAGGACGCAUUCGUUUUGUCACACUAGUAUGCGAAUAACGAAUUGGUGCCUAUAUGUUCUUUGUUUCCUUUUAAUGUUGGAAUGCCAGUGAAUAAUAACUCGUAUAAGCUUCAAUUAUUUUUCAUCAGCUGGGUGUUCGGUGAAGCACAACUGUAAUGUAACCCAGCACUGUGAAGGUGAGGCUUGGUCGAUCGCACAAAUGUUGUGAAACUCGCUUCCCGUAGGUGUGGAGGUGCCAUACUCUGGCUCGCUAGGAGACGGUAUUACAGCAAGUGGACUAAUCACUAUCUAUGAAAGAUAAUAUUUUACCCUUUCUGGAAAUAAAACAUGUGUUAAGAUGUCCUAACAUCACAUAGAUACCUUUUUUCAAGGAAUAAAGUCUGCAUUAACCACACGUACUUGUGGUGAGCAUGCAAACAACAUGUCUUUGAAACUGAUUGGCCUACACCAGAGACAGCUUUCUUUAUGGCCAAGUUUCACCAGUGUCAGACCAGAGAACGCCAAAAGUGCGAACAGUACAAGGACAAUGUACGUAUCAGAGCAUUUAUAGCUCGGGUUGAGCAAUUAUAUCUAUGGGACCUUUUUACGAAUGUUUGUGCACUGCGAGGAAUCCAGAGCAGUUUCAAAGACAAUACAUAUAAUUAUCAGAGUGUUUGUUUGCAUGUUCACCACAAGUACAUUUGGUUAAUGCAGUACUUGAUUCCUUUAAAAAAGGUUUAUUUUUGGUGUUUGCACAUAUUAACACCUGUUUUAUUGCUAGAAAGGGUAAAACUUAUUCUUAAUUUUCAUACUUUGACACUGGCAAAAAAGGCCCCAUGAUAAUCACUAUCUGUUUCCCACUACGGAGAUAGAGUGUUUCCCCUAUCAUGUUGCUAGGGGUGCUCUGGAUUCGUUCCACCUGAACAAACAUUAAUAAAUUAGAUGGAAAAAUCGUAAAAUAAAAACUAUGCAGAAGCCUCCUCAAAAAGAGUCCUACGACUCAACGUGGCUCUCCUGGAUAAAUUCUAAAAAAUCAGCACCUUCGAUUAGCACGGUUGGCUACGUACGGUGUAUACUUAAAGGGUGCUAUCAAUUGCUCUGGCACACUACAUUUUUUAAGUAGUAAAAAUCAGGUGGUGGGUUCUCAUAAUCGAGGCCAUGUAGGCUGUCUCCAGUAACUUUAUAUCUUACGGGGGGUCGGGGGAGGUGGUCUCACACAUUUUAAGUUUUUGUUGAACUAACUUGUCAAAACAUGAAACAUUACGUGUCAUUUUAUGCAGUGUUGAUACAAUACGCAUGUAUUUUUAUGCAGUCUUGAUACAUGUACAAAUAUAGUUCCUAUUUCGAUUUUGUUGUUAUAUUAAGCUAUACACUUCUAUGAGGAAUUCAUUUUUAAACGUAACAUUUCGAAAUACAGAAUUUCCCUUGAUCUGUGAUCCUAUUAUUACAUCCGUGGGUUAUCCUCAACAAUGUGAUCCUAUUAUCCACGACAGCAGAAGGGUGCGCAAAAUGUGAGGACUCAACCUAUAAUUCACGAUUAUUCACGAAUUUUUCAUGGAUAAGAGGAUACCGUGCAGCAUAUUACAUCCGUGGGUUAUCCUCAACAUUUUAUGCUGUCCUUUCAUGCACCUCCGAUUAGCACGGUUGGCUAAGUACAGUUUGAAAGAAGUUCAACAUGCGAAAAAAGGCACUGAAAAAGCUGCCGUGCACUUGCUUUGAUCACGAGAACGCAGACAUACACGGAGACACAAGGAGAUACAGGACUUCCUCUACUUACGAACAUUUGACUUACGAACUUGCACAGAUAUGAACAAACCUGUCCGUAUAUCUAGUUGCCUGUUCGGACUGAGAGUCGCAAGUUCAACCGCCACGCAAUAGAUGGCGGUGGUGGCAUCUACAUCUGCAGAGCAUGAAGAAUCAGUGGCAUCUACAUCUACAGUAGAAUAUUCAACUUUUAAAGCCAUCCCCCGUGUUUAGUGCACAUGUCAUACAUCACGUUUGGAAUCGACAGGAGUAAAGUUGGAUUUAAGAACAAAUCGACUUACGAACAUACCUCUGGAACCUAACUCGUACGUAAGUAGAGGAGUCCUUGUACACUCAAAACGUGUUUACACUUGUGUGCAAAUACGUUGUGCUUCAAAGAGCCCCUUGCUAUGCUUUAGAGUCGCAAGGCAAAUCGCGAUAUUGGUCCCCCGCCAUAUCACCGCGAAUAAGAGGUGUUCCACCACGUGCACGAUCUGUAUUUUUAUAUUUUAGUAAAUUGGGAACAAACUAUUCGUGUUCAAACAUGCAAAACGCAGAUUCAUCAAACAACAUUCGUACACAAGCUAUUAGAUAAACAGCUGGACGUUUAAACUGUGCAAAGGAAUAAGCAUAUGAAAAUAUCCACAGAUGUUUUAAUUGUUUUGUUAGAAUUGCAAGCAUGUGUUUUUUUGUCGUGUUUCUUUUGGAACCCAUGCUUUUCGUUUUCUUCAGCUAUCGUCCUUAGUCAUUCAUGCUCUCUGUUGACAGCUCAGUAAAGACUGCUUUAAAAUGCAAUUGUUUGUGUUUGCUACCUCCAUUCGGUCUUUACAACAAUCGUAUAAGCAUGUUUGUGACGAUAAAAGCUGAACUUCACAUAA
Messenger RNA from Petromyzon marinus (sea lamprey), 5169 nucleotides. RefSeq names its product G protein-coupled receptor 143 (gene GPR143). Gene Ontology annotation, biological process: melanosome organization; G protein-coupled receptor signaling pathway; regulation of calcium-mediated signaling. Gene Ontology annotation, cellular component: plasma membrane; melanosome membrane. Lineage: Eukaryota; Metazoa; Chordata; Hyperoartia; Petromyzontiformes; Petromyzontidae. Gene Ontology annotation, molecular function: L-DOPA binding; L-tyrosine binding; L-DOPA receptor activity. The record is from RefSeq and is a predicted model, not a curated record.